Molecule: messenger RNA, 276 nt
Organism: Protopolystoma xenopodis
Lineage: Eukaryota; Metazoa; Platyhelminthes; Monogenea; Polystomatidea; Polystomatidae
Source: the annotation of a GenBank genome assembly
AUGCACGCCUCCAUUUUCGCUGGAUCAAUUGGCUACAUUUUGGACAUUUCCGCUAUCCCACCUCUGCCUCUGUACGUGCUACUGGCCGUCGACUCGCUGAAGGCUAGUGACUUGGCCGUUAGACCGGGUGGUCAGGAUACCGGAGAGGCGGAGCCUUCAGGAAAUGACACUUCAGGCAGCCAAGGCGGUGAGUGUAUACUGGACAUUUGGAAUUCAAUAGAUCUGAAGGCUGGUGGUGCGAGAUCAAGAGAACACAGUAUUUCAGGGAUCGGAUGA